CGCUGGUCCGGGACACUGGUUUGUGAGAAACUAUUGCUAGCACGGAGAAAGCCCGGUCCCCAGGCCAUGGGGGCACAGCUGAGGCUGCCACCCGGAGAGCCCUGCCGCGAAGGUUAUGUGCUGUCUCUGGUCUGCUCAAACUCUUCCCAGGCUCUGUGUGAGAUCACAAACGUGUCACAGCCGCUGGCUUAUCCUGUCCUCUACGCGAACCCGAAUUCCUCCACAAGCAACUUCAGCAUCUCAGCAGGUGUAGAAAACAAGUACAGUCUGUAUGUGGGCUUGGUAUUGGCCAUAAGCUCCAGCUUUUUUAUUGGCUCAAGUUUCAUACUCAAAAAGAAGGGUCUCUUGCAACUGGCCGACAAGGGCAUUACCAGAGCAGGGCAAGGUGGACAUUCUUACCUCAAGGAAUGGCUGUGGUGGGCGGGACUGCUGUCGAUGGGAGCUGGAGAGGCUGCAAACUUCGCCGCUUAUGCCUUUGCACCCGCCACCUUGGUCACCCCUCUGGGGGCUCUGAGCGUUCUCAUAAGUGCAAUAUUAUCUUCCUAUUUUUUAAAUGAGCACUUGAACAUUCAUGGGAAAAUAGGCUGCAUACUAAGCAUAUUGGGGUCAACUGUGAUGGUUAUCCACGCCCCGCAAGAGGGAGAAGUCACGUCUUUGCAUGAAAUGGAAAUGAAACUGAGAGAUCCAGGGUUCAUUUCCUUUGCUGUGAUCGUCUCUGUGAUCUCAUUGGUGCUGAUUUUGGUUGUGGCCCCGAAGAAAGGCCAGACUAAUAUAUUGGUCUAUAUCUCAAUCUGUUCUUUGAUUGGAGCGUUUUCCGUUUCUUCCGUGAAAGGCUUGGGGAUUGCCAUUAAGGAACUGCUGGAAUGGAAGCCUGUUUACAAGGAUCCCCUGGUCUUCAUCCUGUUGGCCGUGCUUACACUUUCAGUGGCGACCCAGAUUAACUAUCUCAACAAGGCCCUGGACACUUUCAACACGUCUCUGGUGACUCCCAUUUACUAUGUGUUCUUCACAUCCAUGGUGGUGACAUGUUCCGCCAUCUUGUUCCAGGAGUGGUAUGGCAUGAGAGCUGGGGAUAUCAUCGGCACCCUGAGCGGGUUCUUCACCAUCAUCAAUGGCAUCUUCCUUCUACAUGCUUUUAAAAACACCAACAUCACCUGGAGCGAGCUCACGUCUACGGCUAAGAAAGAAGUCCUUUCUUCAAAUGGCAGUCAGAACAGUUAUGUUUUACUAGAGAAUGCAGACUGCUCAACCUCUGGGUAUGAUGACGACAUCACCCUGUUUAGCAGGACUGGUGACCAAAGUAUCCAUAAACUUUGAACCUCAACCAAGACACCCGAAGAGAAACAAUACUUAUUCUUGGAAGGUCUAUUGGUAUGUUAGCAUGUGUAACACUGUACAAAUCCUCUGGAUGGGAGGCCAAGCAAAAAGCCUUUGCUCUGCAGAGCCUCCAAAUUGGAAAAUCAAGUUUAAUCUUCUUCUAGAGGAUUCCUGUCUUUUAAGUUUUCAAAACCACCGAAACAGUCCCCAAGCGCCACAGAAGUCAAAGGUGUACGUUGUCUCAGAAAAAGUCUUUGGGGCAAUAGAUUUGGCCCUGCCAGGGGGUGUCUCCUCUUUUCCUCCCUGCCUGCUCUUGGACUCAGGGUGACUCACAGAUCUGCUAACUGUGCUCUGACUGAGCAGAGUCUCGGACGCCAUUGCCCAAUGAGUCAUAAGCUCAAGCUAUUAAAACUAAGAAACGGGAACACUGGUGUAUUGACCUCUGGUCUGCAGUGCCUUCUUUCUAAACUACACAGCAGAUAGGCAAAAUGUUAAGGAACAUACUGGACUAAAAUGUUUCUGGAAUGUAUUUUUCUUUCUUUUUCCCAAACACACAUACACAAUUAUGUCAGAGAAUCUAUUAACACGGACCUGGAUACUGUAGGCAAAACAUAUUUUCUGGAAAUCCCAAGUGAAUUUAGCAUUGCAAUGACUCACAACAGUCAUUUUGUUCCUUUUUCUGUUUUCUUUUUUUCUUUUCUUUCUUGGUUCUUUCAGACAUGUUCUUGCUAUAUGACCCAAGCCGGCCUCCAGUUCAGCACUCCUUUGCGUCUGUCUCCUAAGUGCCUGGGUUAAAGGUUUGUACCACCAUGCCAACUUCUUUCUGAAAAACUACUAUUUCAUAGAUUUCUUCUUGUUGACAUAGAGGUUUUGUGAAAGCAGUCACUAUACAAUGUGAAGUUCAUAGCGUGCUUCAGUUUCCUCAGAGGUCUUAUCCUUAAAAGGUGGGUCAUCCAAAACCGAGGACAGCUAACAGAUUCCUUGCGCAAUCUUAAUGUUCUUUUAAAAUUUACCAUUUUCACCUUAAUAAGGAAAUUAUAAACAGUUUAACUUUCCAGAAUGGGCACGGCCUACUGUUGUGUUCAGUAACUGAUGCCUUUUUUUUUUUUUAUCCAAUUGAAUUCCUCAUGACCACACUUUCCAAUUCAGAUCGUUGGUAAGUGUAUAAAAAAGAGUCCUAAGACAUGCUACAGGAAGUAUCUUUUGCUCAUUAAAAUUUUGCAUUUGAUUUCUCUGACUCAUUCUAGACCCGUGCUCUUGGAAUCUUCAGCGAGAGUAGCGGUUGAGUGCAGUUAACUGCACUGUGUGUUUGGGAAGCUGAUAAUCCGUGGGCAUCCCAUGAAUUGAUACCUCAAGGCAAAUGCAUGUUUACUCUCUGUCACUGACUCCCUUUGGGUAGCUGUGAGCACACGUUUGUAGAAAAUUAUCUUCUGAAAGGGUAGUGUGUUUGAAACCUGUACAAAUUCUUUUGCCGGUUUUCCUUUAUGCUUUGAUAACUCCACUGAGUUUCCCCAGGGUAUUUUCUUGGUGAGGACCUCAGUCCUCUCCCUUGACAUCUUUCCUCAGGUUGCGGCCAUUCUCCAUUCUAGUGAUCUUAACUUUGAGACACUUAGUAAAUGUCAUUUGUUACUUGACACCUUAGCUGUCAAGUUUUCCCCUUGGUACAUUGUUCACAGGUCAAAGAUUCCUGGAACACAAGAACCGAUGUGUCCUGAUUUGGAGAAUGAGCUGGUGUUAAAAUACACCCCCAGGAGAAAGACUGAGAGAUUUCAUCAGUUGUCAUAUGUGGAGAAGCAAUAAACAAUUGGCAAAUAUUUUCAAAUCUCUGGAAAGAUUGCUGUUAGUACACAUUUAAAAAAUUAAGACAUUACUGUAGAUCUAAUACCACAACUGAAUCUUGGGUUGGAAGAUACUAAUGGAGGAAGAGUAAACUACUGUGUCCCUCUAUGACAUUCCGAACUGCUCUCUUACUCAUGCGCAUUUGAAUGUGUAUCCUUGUCAUCACAGAGACAUGAGUUAUUUGGUGGAUAUCAACCUGUGUGUAAAGAAACUGGUUUUGCCUUUUGAAUUGUAACUUCACCAUUAGGUCAAUGGUUAAUGAUUCUAUUUUUCACCCAGAGUAAAAGGUAAUCAUAAAAUUGAAACAUUGAAUUAAAUUAACACAUUUCUUUUUUUUAAAAAAGGAAGAAAAUACUAAUCCACAUACAUCGAAAGCUUCUUAUGUCGUGCCCAGUAAGCCAUAGGCACUUCAUUAGAGAUGAUUCUCAUUGAACUGGAAUUCUAAUCCUCCUUCUUACUAGAGAGAGGAGGACCUCAGAGCACAAGUUUGUGUGAAUUAAUUCUUCAUCGCUCCUACUGAAGAUUAUUCAUUCUCAGACAGUCCAAGUGAAGGUGAAUUCAUCAUUGUCCACUCUACGUCACAAUACAGAACCAUUCCAACGAAAAUAUUCUCCCCAGAGAGGGGGAAUGUAGCUCAGUGCUCCGCUGACAUAGCUGAUGUGGGCACAGACACUGGCUUUGCUCGUCAACAUGAGGGGGCAAAUUAUAAAACCAGUGGAACCAAACUAAGUGUCACCUUCACCUUUGAAAGCUUUGGAUGAACGGCAGGGGGAGGGGGAAUCAUAUGAAUAUGUUGAAUGUUCUCAAAUAUUUUUGAUAAACUGUGUUCAUGAGAGUUAUAUUUUUCAACUGUUUACAAAUACUAUUCAUUUUAGUUUGUACAUUUGUAAUGCCUCGGUAUAUUUCCAAUAAAAUAAUAUUGUUUUAUUGUG
This is a messenger RNA of Rattus rattus (black rat), 4088 nucleotides long. It is a transcript of the gene Nipal1, whose product is annotated as NIPA like domain containing 1. Gene Ontology annotation, cellular component: membrane. The record is from RefSeq and is a predicted model, not a curated record. The transcript is spliced from 6 exons. Lineage: Eukaryota; Metazoa; Chordata; Mammalia; Rodentia; Muridae. Gene Ontology annotation, molecular function: magnesium ion transmembrane transporter activity. Bases 67 to 1317 code for a protein of 416 amino acids. Gene Ontology annotation, biological process: magnesium ion transport.